Messenger RNA from Diaporthe amygdali, 2994 nucleotides. RefSeq lists its product as uncharacterized. Lineage: Eukaryota; Fungi; Ascomycota; Sordariomycetes; Diaporthales; Diaporthaceae. Gene Ontology annotation, biological process: intracellular protein transport; clathrin-dependent endocytosis. The coding region runs from base 1 to 2994 and encodes 997 amino acids. Gene Ontology annotation, cellular component: AP-2 adaptor complex; membrane coat. Gene Ontology annotation, molecular function: clathrin-cargo adaptor activity. The transcript is spliced from 6 exons. The record is from RefSeq and is a predicted model, not a curated record.
AUGUCCUCCUCCGCAGCCGCCGGCUUCCUAGGCCGGUCGAGUAGCAACAACUCGAACAUGCGCGGCCUCGUACAGUUUAUCGCAGAUUUGAGGAACGCGAGAGCUCGUGAGCUUGAGGAAAAGCGCAUCAACAAGGAACUGGCCAAUAUUCGUCAAAAGUUCAAAGAUGGCAAUCUGAGCGGGUAUCACAAGAAGAAAUAUGUUUGCAAGGUGCGCGCCAGCAAGAAUGUCUCCACCUCGUUGAACCUCAUCUCCGCGAACAAGUACUCCGAGAAGCAGAUUGGAUAUCUGGCCAUGACGCUCUUCCUCCACGAGAAGCACGAGCUGCUUCACCUGGUCGUCAACAGUAUACGGAAGGACCUUCUCGAUCACAACGAAUUGUUCAACUGUCUAGCCCUGCACGCGAUUGCCAAUGUUGGCGGGAGGGAGAUGGGAGAGGCUUUGAGCGGCGAGGUCCACAGGCUGUUGAUCUCACCGACAUCUAAAGCCUUUGUCAAGAAAAAGGCGGCACUUACUCUCCUCCGAUUGUACAGGAAAUACCCUGACAUCAUUCAACCGCAGUGGGCUGAGCGAAUUAUCUCUCUGAUGGACGAUUUAGAUCUAGGUGUUGCGCUGUCCGUCACCUCUCUCGUCAUGGCGCUGGCACAAGAUAAUCUAGACCAAUACAGAGGAGCCUACGCGAAGGCCGCCGCCCGUUUGAAGAGGAUACUGAUUGACGGAGAUUACGCCGCCGAUUACCUCUACUACAAGGUGCCCUGUCCUUGGAUCCAGGUCAAGCUUCUGAGGCUUCUUCAAUAUUUCCCACCUUCAGGUUCGCAAUCCACCUCGUCAGCCCGGCUGAAUCAGAAAUUGACAGUCCCUGCAGAUGACAGCCACGUGCGAGAAAUGAUCAGAUUGUCUCUGCAAAAGAUAUUGGACCUAGCUUUAGAGACCAACAAAAAUGUCCAGCAGAACAAUGCACAGAACGCGGUUCUGUUUGAAGCCAUUGACCUGAUCAUCCACCUGGAGACGGAGCAAGCCCUAAUGCGGCAAAUAUCUCAGAGGCUCGGUAAAUUCAUUCAGUCUAGGGAGACGAAUGUUCGGUACCUCGGCCUGGAGGCCAUGACACAUCUUGCGGCACGAGCAGACACAUUAGACCCCAUCAAGCAACAUCAGGACAUCAUCAUCGGCUCGCUGAAAGAUCGCGAUAUUAGUGUCCGGCGAAAGGGGCUCGACCUACUUUACAGCAUGUGUGAUGCUUCCAACGCACAACCAAUCGUUGCAGAGCUGCUACAUUAUCUGCAGAACGCCGACUUUGCCAUCAGGGAAGAAAUGGUACUCAAAAUAGCCAUUCUUACCGAAAAGUACGCAACCGAUGUGCAGUGGUAUGUCGAUAUUUCCCUGAGACUGAUCGCCAUGGCUGGAGAUCAUGUCAGCGACGAAGUGUGGCAGCGUGUCAUACAAAUUGUGACAAACAACGAGGAAUUGCAAGUAUAUGCGGCAAAGAACGCCCUGCAAUACAUCAAGCAAGAUCAUUGCCACGAGACCCUUGUCAAGAUAGGGGCAUACAUCCUCGGAGAGUUUGGACAUCUUAUUGCUGAAGACAAGGGCUGCAGCCCAAUUGAGCAAUUUUUAGGACUGCAUGGCAAGUUACCCGCCUGUUCUUCUAGCACACGCGCCAUGAUCUUGUCCUGUUUCGUCAAAUUCGUCAAUCUCUUCCCCGAGAUCAAGCCUCAGCUUCUGCACGUCUUCGAUAUCUACAGUCAUACGCUUGACUCGGAGCUCCAGCAGCGAGCAUGUGAGUAUCUCAGUCUGGCCACCCUUCCAACAGACGAUCUUCUUCGGACGGUCUGCGAUGAGAUGCCUCCAUUCCCAGAGAGGCAGUCAGCUCUGCUGUCUCGCCUGCACCAGAAGCACGCAAAUACUAGUGACAAGCGCACCUGGGUUGUCGGCGGGAAAAGUGCGAAUACAGACGCCCAGGAGCUUAAUAUGGCUAAGAACUCAGGGCUCAAGAGGACUUUCAGCACGCAGUCCCAAGCUAACGGCAACGGACAUGCCAACGGGACGAAUGGUACCAACGGUCACAAGGCCGCUAGCGACCUUGCUGGGCUCAACAUGGCGAAUCUUGGAUCCGCGGAACCCAAGACAAAGCCACCAAACCUGGCCAGUGCGGCUCACUUGUCGCCCGGUUGGGAGAAGGGCUUCAACCGAUUACUGCUCAAAGCUGACGGUAUCUUAUUCGAAGACGGCCAGAUUCAAAUCGGCGUUCGAUCAGAGUAUCGGGGUCAAAUGGCUUGUCUCAUAAUGUAUUUUAUGAACAAGACACCUACCAUCAUGAGCUCAUUCACCACGACUUUAGACCUUGACGAUAGCGACAAGGGCAACUUGACGUGGGAUGUCAAGGGCCUUCCCGAUACUACCAUUACCCAAGGCAACCAGUGUCAGCAGGUGAUCAUGUUUGAGGCAAAGAGGAUGUUUACGAAGAGUCCCACAAUGCGGAUUAGUUAUCUCGCCGGAGCUCUGCAGGCUCUCACACUGAAACUGCCCGUCACGCCACACAAAUUCAUGGAUCCUGCAGAGCUUUCAGGGGAAGACUUCUUCAAGAGGUGGAAGCAAAUUGGUGGGGCUCCAAGGGAGGCACAGAAGAUUGUCGGAUUAGCUCCUGGCAGCCGCGAUAGAGAGAUGACUGAAAGCUCCGUACGUUCGGUUGUGUCUGGCUUCAGAUGGGGCAUUCUCGACGGUGUCGACCCUAAUAGGAAGAAUUUUGUUGGCGCGAGUGUGAUGCAUACCUCGGAAGGCGGCAAAUUUGGGUGUCUGAUGAGGUUGGAGCCCAAUUAUAGCACGCAGAUGGUCCGUCUCACAAUCCGGGCUACGGAUGACAGUGUGCCCAGUGUGCUGCUGAAAAUGAUGGAGGAAAGGAUUGGAGCCGGAGUCUCGACUCUGCCGGAGACCUUUGUUGGCCCAACUCCACGAGAGAUAUCAGAUUCGUUCUCAAAUAUCAUGGUGCGGGAAUGA